Messenger RNA from Venturia canescens, 1377 nucleotides. RefSeq lists its product as uncharacterized. The transcript has a single exon. Lineage: Eukaryota; Metazoa; Arthropoda; Insecta; Hymenoptera; Ichneumonidae. Bases 1 to 1377 code for a protein of 458 amino acids. The record is from RefSeq and is a predicted model, not a curated record.
AUGUCGCUGAUCGAGCCGACCGACACGUUCGGGAACAGGGAGCCUCCCCCGAAGGAGGAGAACGAGCAGUAUUUGUUCCUGUUGGAGUUUUUCGUGUACGAGGUCCGGGGCGAGAGACUCGGCAAGCUGAACAGCAUGUUUUUCGUCCCGACGCGGGUGCGCUUGAAGUUCCUGAAGUUCGACGACGAGGAAAUGUCGGUGACGCCGGUGGACUUGAUGUUCGAGCCGCAGUCGGGGAUCGCCGAUUACGCGGAGACGUUCAACUCCGGCCGAUCGGUCAUGUUCGCCAUCGAGCGGGCCUCGGUGCUCGAUAAAGUGAUGGAUUUCACGUUGAGCUUGACGGUGGAAAAGAAAAUGCCGAAGGACAUGAGGCCCGACGUGCUGGUGGGCCGGGCCGAGGUCGACAUGAGCAAACACUUCGCGGCCCUGAGGAAGGAAAUGUUGCAAUGCAGCCAAACGAAUUAUCCGCCCCCGAAGGAGUUCGAGGGGACGGUGGAGCUCCGGGACGACGGCAGGGUCACCGGGAGCCUCGGCAUCUACGUCAGAAUUUCCGGCUUCGGUCAGUCGAUCGUCACGGAGAUCGAGACGCCGAAAAACCGGCCGGAAGCGAGCUCCUACGUCUUCAAAAGUCUCGACAAGGACGACAAGCAAUUGGCCUACGAUUGUCGCUUAAUCGACCCCGAGAAAAUGGACUUUUGCAAAGAUUCCGAGGGGGAGCGAAAGACCUGCCAGAUCUGUAUGCCGCAGCGACUGGACUGCUCGCCCUGCGAGGUCCCCGGCGGCGCCGGGAGGCGGCCGCAGGCCCCCCCGCCCGACGAGGAAACCGGCCCGGCGGCCAACGAGACUCUGAAAUCGCUUUUGCACGGAAAAAUCUUCACGCGGCCCUGGGACCCGGUCGCAGGAUCGCAACCCGCGCCGUUCCCGAGCCACCGACUUCACCGAGGCCGCGAACAAGUCGCACACUCGAAACUGCCGAUCCAAUCGAGCCGCGGCCCCCCCGAACCCUGCGGCAAGGCCGUCGUCCUCAAAGUCUCCGGCCUCCUCGACGUCGAAGACGCCGAUGGACGCCGGAAAAACCCAACCGUCACUCUCCAGUCGCGCUCCAUGGAGCACGACCCGGACCCCGAGCACGAUAUUUUCAUCCUCAGAAUCGGCAAAAAAGGCCUCGUCGGAGCUGGCGAAAAAUCAGACAUUCAACUCGAAAUGCGCACCCCCAAGGGCCCCGAGAGGCGACCGCCCGUCCGAUACGAAACUCGCGAAAUGCAAACCGACGAAUACGACGAACCUCCGGCCCCUGGCCAGCACUCCCGCUUGAGCAGGUCCAAAAAAUCCAAAUCCGCCAAGAAGAAAAACAAGAAAAAGAAGAAGAAGAAAUGA